AUGGUUGCAGCGUUCCAGCCUGCAACUCGAGUGACCAAGGAGCACGUAGUAGGGAACGAGUACGAGGAGCGCGGUGGCCCUUCCUACCUUGACAUGCAGGCAACGACGCCAGUGGAUCCGCGAGUGCUGGAUGCAAUGCUGCCUUACUACCACGGCCGCUUUGGGAACCCGCACAGCCGGAGCCAUUCCUACGGCUGGGAUGCUGAAGAAGCCACAGAGAAGGCACGCGUGCAGAUUGCAAAUCUCAUCAACGCGGAUCCCAAGGAGAUCUUUUUCACUUCUGGUGCAACCGAGUCCAACAACAUGGCAGUGAAAGGCGUGGCCGAGUUCUACGAGGGCUCCGGGAAGAAGCACAUCAUCACCACACAGACUGAGCACAAGUGCGUCUUGGCUUCAUGUCGACGACUGGAAGUGGACAAGGGCUGGAGCGUGACCUACCUUCCUGUGGACAAGUACGGCCUUGUGAAUCUUAAGGAGCUGGAGGAUGCAAUUCGAGAAGACACCGCCCUGGUGUCGGUGAUGCACAUCAACAACGAGAUUGGCACAAUGCAGCCUGUUGAGGAGAUCGGCAAGAUCUGUGAAAAGAGGAAGGUGCUAUUCCACACUGACGCCGCCCAAAGCGUGGGAAAGGUGCCAGUGGAUGUUAAAAAGAUGAAUGCGGCUCUGCUGUCUAUCUCCGCGCAUAAGAUGUACGGGCCAAAGGGUGUAGGAGCCCUCUACGUUCGCCGAAAACCGCGCGUCCGUCUUCGCGCGGUGAUCGACGGUGGCGGCCAGGAGCGUGGCUUCCGCAGUGGAACGUUGGCGACGCCGACAAUCGUCGGCUUCGGUGCGGCUGCGGAGGUAUGCAUGCAAGAGAUGGAGAACGACAAGAAGCAUGUGGAGAAGUUGUACGCCCGUAUGCAUGACGCUAUCACUGAUCAGCUCCCGCAGAUCACCCUCAAUGGCUCACCGAGUCAGAGGUAUCCUGGCAAUGUGAACCUGUCAUUCGCCUGCGUGGAGGGUGAGAGUCUUCUCAUGUCUUUGGCGAAGACCACGGCCGUGUCCAGCGGAUCCGCCUGUACCAGCGCCUCCCUCGAGCCGUCCUACGUCCUACGUGCCAUUGGAGUGUCGGAGGACUUGGCGCACACGUCCUUGCGAUUCGGCAUCGGCCGCUUUACCACUGAGGCCGAGGUUGACGGCACGGUCAAAGAUGUGGUGAGGGAGGUCCGUCGCUUGCGUGAGAUGAGCCCCUUGUGGGAGCUCGAGCUUGAGGCUCUGAAGACAGGUGGGCAGAAGCAAGCUGUUACUUG
Messenger RNA from Symbiodinium pilosum, 1289 nucleotides. The record is from the annotation of a GenBank genome assembly. Lineage: Eukaryota; Dinophyceae; Suessiales; Symbiodiniaceae.